Uranotaenia lowii is the source of this 4128-nucleotide messenger RNA. RefSeq lists its product as uncharacterized. Bases 1 to 4128 code for a protein of 1375 amino acids. The record is from RefSeq and is a predicted model, not a curated record. The transcript has 2 exons. Lineage: Eukaryota; Metazoa; Arthropoda; Insecta; Diptera; Culicidae.
AUGGCAUCAUCGAGCUGUGGGAAGUGCGAUCGUUUGGAUACGGAUGAUAUGGUAGCUUGCGAAUCAUGUUCGGCCCGAUUCCACUGUGACUGUGUGGAAGAGUCCCCAGGAGCGACCAGCCGAAAAUUUAAGUGCGAUGUUUGUCUUUCCAAGAAGACACGGAAAACCACAACUAAAAAGCCUACCAAAGUUGGUGAUUCGAGUGCUAAUCUUCCGCUCACUCAAUCACUGGGCGCUAUCCGAGAAGUCUGUGGUAAUUUAGCCGUGCUUGUGGAUCCUGUUUUACCAAUUCCUCCAGUGAUGAGUGAAAAUUAUCCUCGAACACCCGAUUGUGAUCAAGCCACGAUCAUCUCCCAAGGUCGUCAUACUGCUGGCCUAAUGGAACUCGAUUUUGAUCAGGAGCUACAGAAAAUGAGGGACGAAAUGGAACGUAACGAGAGGAAGUUGGAACAGGAACGGGUACUACGUGAGAAGCAGCUGGAAUUCAAGCGUCAGUAUGCCGAAAAGUGCCAAAAUCAGGAGAAGCAGCUCCAACAAAAACAACUCGAGAUGGAGAAAUCCAUAUUAGCGAAGAAAUUAUCUGAUGAAAUGGAAUUCCAACAACAGCAACGUGCACUCCGGGAAGACUACGAGCGAGCCCGUAGUGAAAUGCUGUCGGUCAGCCAAGAAGAAGCUAUAGGUGGAUACGAUCCGAUCAAGGAACGAGAUGAUCUUUCUGGUAUCGAGAAAGUAAAAAAGUGGCUUCGGGAUGACGAACCGAAACAAAUCAACGAUGCGGUCAACCCACAUACGGGUUAUAAAUUCGAACGUCCAACAUACCCGAAGCCCCUUGCAGAAAAAGUACGGACACGAAUUUCAUCUGAGGACGAGUCUAGCGCCAGUGAAUUUGAUGAUCACCCCCCGAGAGCUGGUGUCGUAAAAUCCAUCGUUGAUCGCGAGCCGCUGCCAGGGCCGACAAAGGCACAGCUUGCUGCGCGUUCAGCUUUACUUCGAAAUUUGCCAACCUUCAGCGGAAAGCCAGAGGAAUGGCCGCUUUUUAUUAGCUCCUACAAAAAUUCAACCGAAGCUUGCGGUUUGUCGAACCAGGAGAAUUUAGUGAGACUGCAAGACUGUCUCAAAGGUCCCGCUCUUGAGUCCGUCCGCAGCCGAUUGAUGCUGCCGUCGUCAGUACCGAAGAUUAUUGAAAUGCUCCGUGAAGUGUACGGCCGGCCGGAGCAGCUUAUACACUCACUGCUUAGCAAAGUAAAACGAGCCGCUGCACCGAGGGCUGAUCGCCUAGACACUUUCAUCCAGUUUGGAAUGGUUGUCCAGGAAUUAUGCGACCAUCUAGAAGCAGCUGAGCUCCACGAUCACCUGGUGAAUCCCACCCUGAUCCAAGAGCUAGUCGAGAAGCUGCCAGCAGCCACCAAGAGAGAGUGGGUCCAAUUCAAACGCGCCGAAGGGAGGACUACCCUCAGAACGUUCGCCGAUUUUACUUCAAAAAUCAUGUCUGAAGCUAGCGAAGUAACGUUGGUGGUGGACCAGAAGUUUUCUGACUUUCGACUCAGUGAAAAGCCUAGAUCAAAAGAAAAAGGUUUCCUUCAGGCGCAUUCCAGUGCAGCUGUGGGGAAUCCAUUCCCGGUACCAUCGAUUUGUCGUUUCUGCAGAAAGGAUAAUCACAGAAUCCGAAACUGUGAUGAUUUCCGAUCACGUCCCCUGAAGGAAAGAAUCAGACUGAUGACCCAGUGGAAGCUUUGUGAGCGAUGUCUGAAUGAGCACGACGGAUGGUGCCGAUUCAAAAUUACGUGCAACGUAGGUUCCUGCCGUCAACAUCAUCAUCCACUAGUACAUCGUGAUUCCCGAGAACCCCUACCAGCAAGGCAACAUUCUGUGCGAUCAAUGGAUGAUUCUCCCGCUCAAUCUCCCAUGCCAAUGAACGCCCAUCAUCACACGAAAUUUCCCGUUAUUUUCCGAAUGGCUCCAGUCACUCUACACAACGGUAACCAUUCAAUAAAAACGAUGGCAUACAUUGACGAGGGUUCGUCAAUCACAUUGAUCGAAGACAACCUAGCACGAGAGUUAGAAUUGAAAGGCAUUCCCCAACCGCUGACUUUGCAGUGGACCGCAAACGUAGUUCGGCACGAAGCUCUCUCCGAGUGUGUCUGCGUAGAAAUUUCCGGCGAUGGAGGUGAUCGUUUCCAGCUGAGUGAUGCGCAUACGGUUAAGAAGAUGCACCUACCGCGUCAGCUGAUCGACUUUCAACAAAUUUCGAACCAGCAUCCACACUUGCGUGGUCUGUUUGCUGCUACCCACACUGGGGAAGAGCCACGAAUAUUAAUCGGCUUAAAUAAUGUUUUCCUGUUUGCGCCGCUCGAAUCACGAGUCGGUGAUCCGUCGGAGCCGAUCGCUGUCCGCUCGCAUCUGGGGUGGACAAUUUACGGGCCACGAAAGCCACAAGGUUGCUCUGUGUUUGUUGGCUGCCAUGACGAGAUGCGUGUUACGAAUCUAGACCUGCACGAUCAGAUUCGUACUUAUUUCCAAGCCGAUGAUUCGGGUUUUCUGGUGAAAGAGUUGCCGGAGUCCGACGAUUUGAAGCGAGCUCGUUCCAUCUUGAACCGCACUACCGUUCGAGUUGAUGGACGCUACGAGGUUGGUCUUUUGUGGGCAAAGGACGAUAUUAAGCUCCCAGACAGUUUUGCUAUGGCUUUACAGCGAGAGAAACAUUUCGAGCGCCGUUUGAAAAAGAAUCCACACAUCGAGCAAGUUGUUCGCCAGCAAGUUGAGGCGUACUUAUCGAAGCGCUAUGCGCAUAAAGCUACGCCUGAAGAAUUAGAUUCUGCAGAACCGGGAAGAAUUUGGUACCUCCCGUUAAAUUAUGUCGAGAACCCGAAAAAGCCGGGUAAAGUGAGGUUGGUGUGGGACGCCGCCGCUCAAGCGCAUGGAAUAUCGCUCAAUUCCGUACUUCUACCGGGGCCCGAUCUCCUCACAUCCCUUCCAGCUGUAAUUCAACGAUUCCGAGAGCGAAAGGUUGCUUUCGGAGCGGACCUCCGCGAAAUGUAUCAUCAGAUACGCGUGCGGGAGCAGGACCGCCAAGCCCAACGGUUUCUCUUCCGAAGUAAUCCCAACGUCGAGCCCGAAAUUUAUAUUAUGGAUGUCUGCACGUUCGGGUCGGCGUGUUCCCCUGCCGUGGCUCAGUUCGUGAAGAAACUGAAUGCUACUCAAUUUGUCGACAAGUUUCCCGAAGCCGUUGGCGUUAUUGACAGGCGUCAUUACGUCGACGACUAUUAUGACUGUACCGAUACCGAGGAACAAGCGAUCACCCGAGCGCAGCAAGUGCGAUACAUACACCAGCAAGCAGGCUUCGAAUUCCAUGGCUGGGUUUCGAACCGCAAGUCUGUUCUUCAAGCUCUCGGUGCCCCUUCGACUCCGGAAGUGGCGUUAAGCGACCCCAAAACCAGUGGCACUCAGCGUGUUUUGGGAAUAAUUUGGAAACCGGAAGAAGAUGUUUUUGUUUUUUCUACCGAUGUCCGAACUGAUCUACAACCAUAUUUCUACAACCAAAUCAGACCAACGAAACGCAUCGCGCUCAGCGGAAUCAUGAGCCUUUUUGAUCCGCUAGGAUUCUUGGCGCCAUUCACUAUUCUCGGGAAGCUCCUACUCCAGGACCUUUGGCGGACCGGGUGUGAAUGGGACCAGUUGAUUGACGACGAUAGCUUCGCAAAAUGGCAACAAUUUACUUCCUUCAUGCCAGCUGUUGGGUCCGUGAAAAUCGAACGCUGUUAUCUGCAAACUUUUCCCCCGGAAGCAUACCGCACUUUAGAAUUGCAUACGUUUGUGGAUGCCUCCGAACAGGCGUAUGGGGCAACAUCUUUCUUUCGCAUUACCGAGGGAAAUAGCUACCGAUGUUCACUAGUCAUGGCGAAAACUAAGGUGAGCCCGCUUAAGCAGUUGUCAAUUCCCAGAAUGGAACUGUGCGCUGCAGUUCUCGGCUCUGCACUUGCUAACAAAAUCGAAUUCGAACACGAUCUGAAGGUGACGAAGCGAGUGUUCUGGUCCGAUUCCCGGACAGUGCUAUCUUGGAUUCGCUCCGACCAACAACACAAAAAUCGACGAAUGGCGAUGGGUGCCAACAAAACACAACAUCGCUGA